UUAAAUAUUUUGCUCAAAGUACACCUUAUGUUUGCAUGAGAAUAAAGUGUUGUCAUUGUGUAUUUAAAUAAGAAAAAAAAUGAAUGUUUAGGGUUCUAUCUAAAUAUGUAUAUCUGUCUUAAUUUUCAUUCACUCUUUCAGGUCAAGUUGUCUUUUCUCAUGGUGGGCCAUACCCAUGAAGAUGUCGACCAGAUGUUUUCAAGAUUGUCGGUCCAUUUAUCUGGGAUGGCAGUGCCAACUCUUGCAAGACUACAGCAAUUGGUGCAGGAGGCAUACAGUCCAACCCCAACAGUUCACCACCUUGAAAAUCUUUGGGAUUACAGGCAGCUGGGUAUUCAGGCACCUGUCCAUCUGAAUGGCCACAGCACUCCCCACAGCUUUAGGUUCACGAAGGUCGGAGAUGAUGUCGUGAUGUCCUAUAAGGAGUGGCCACUGAAGUCCAACAGCUACCACUCCAUAGCAGUCACUGACCUAGCCAAGGCAUUUGAUGGGGAACCAGAUCCCAUUCAGCAAGUGACAGACAAAGGGGAGAGGGUGUUUGCUGCCAUGGAGGAAGAUCUGAGGAAAUGGAGAGAUGGUGGAAAGCUGAGCGAUGGCCAUGUGAGCUGGUGGCGGGAACAUCUUGAGAGGGAGAGAAGAUUUCCAAUGCCAAGGAUCCCAAAGGUCAGCUCCUUCGAGCCUCACUUGAGAGUCCACGAGAAUCCUGUCUCACUGCCUGCUAUGGAGGUCCUGGACAAUCAUAUUUCAAAUCUCAGGAAACAGUCUCAGGUCAGAGUUGUGAAGAGAAGAAGGUGAAGAGGAAGGUGAAGAGCAAGUGUGACCAUGAGAUGACUAUUUCAUUUUAUGCAUGAACUUCCUUUAUUUUAAUUCUUAGAUUUGUCAUUGUUGACAAAAUAUUAACAAAAUCUGGAAAGAAAGAUUUGAUGUAAAAAGUCCAUUUGUUUCCCUUUCACAUAAUGAAUAGUAAAAUUGGUUGUACUAAAAAUAAGCCAUGGUUAGUUAUGUUUAUAUGGAAAUUUAUUUUUGUUCAAGUCAGUAUUCCCUUCCCUGUGCCUUAGUCCUGGUGGUGAGAGUGACAACAUCACAUAUAUGUUAACUUCUCAACACUGCUUUGAUUUUUGUUUUUUUUUUUCUGAGCUAGACCAAGAUGAGCGAUAUGGUUCAUAGAGCCCUAAUCAUUAAAAGGCAAGACUGUUGUAGAUCUUAACUUAUUUUUUGUCUUUUUAUUUCAUUAAAUAUUAAGAUUUUUUAUUGUAGAUGACAUGAAUGUUUUAUUUUCAAACUUAUCAUUUUGUAUAGUUGAAUUUUAUUGUUGCUACCAUGAAAACAUGUGCCACAUAAUGAUUUUUGUUUUGGUAUUUAAGACUUUUGUUAAAAAAAAUUUGCAUGUGUUUUUGUCAAUGUUCUCUGUGGUGAUGUGAAAUCAAUUAUAUAUUGUAUGAUAUCAAAAAUAUUAAAAUUCAAUGUCAGAAAUACUUGUGUGUUUGAUUUUUUUAGGAACAAUCCGUAAAAAAAGUUUGCCAUCAAAACCUCCAAAUAGCGAGGGAAUAUAGAUGUUUAAAUUGCUUAGGCCAUGCAAAGUUAAUUUCUUGGUUCUCAGGCCCUUUUUCAAGAAAUAUGAUGAGGGAGGGAGGCAUUUUUUUUUUCUUUUUUAUUGCCCCCAAAUUAUGAUGAGGCAGCCCUAUACAUUGUACAAAACCUUAAAAACUGAUAAGGGAGGUGAUUUGGUGUCUAUAUUUUAUUGAUUUAGCAGUAAACAGGG
This is a messenger RNA of Saccostrea cuccullata (small rock oyster), 1762 nucleotides long. RefSeq lists its product as uncharacterized. The coding region runs from base 106 to 795 and encodes 229 amino acids. Lineage: Eukaryota; Metazoa; Mollusca; Bivalvia; Ostreida; Ostreidae. The transcript has 2 exons. The record is from RefSeq and is a predicted model, not a curated record.